AUGAACCCGCCGUGCGCACGCUGCACCAAGCCCGUCUACCCUGUGGAGAAGCUUAACGCUCUUGACCAGGCCUGGCACAAGAUGUGCUUCAACUGCGAGGUCUGCAAAAUCACCCUGAACAUGAAGACCUACCGCGGCCUGAACAAGAAGCCCUACUGCCAAACCCACUACCCGAAGGGCACCUUCACCGCCGUUGCCGACACCCCCGAGGCCAAGCGUAUUGCCGAAAACACCAAGCAGUCGUCGAUGGCCGCCUACCAUGCCGAGGCCGAAAAGUUGCGCGGAACAGUCACCUCGGUGGCGGACGACCCAACCACGCAACGCGCCGUUGCUGCCACCAAGGCGCGCAUGAACUACGACCAGCGCGCACGCGACGACGAGACUGGAUCCGCCCCUGCCCCUGCCCAGUCGUACUCUGCCCCUGCUCAGUCGUACUCUGCCCCUGCCCAAGCCAGCUACGGCGGCGACGAGGAAGAGGAGGCACCCCCGGCUCCUCGCGCACCAGCUGCUCGCGCCGCUCCCGCUCCUGCCCCUGUUGCCGAGGCUCCCGCCUGGAAGGCAAUCUAUUCGUAUGAAGCCAGCGAUGCAGAUGAGGUCUCCUUCGAGGAGGGCGACGAAGCUCGAGGAGGGCGACGAAGCUAUCGACGUCACUGUCAUCGAUGA
Capsaspora owczarzaki ATCC 30864 is the source of this 663-nucleotide messenger RNA. Its product is annotated as LIM and SH3 domain-containing protein. The coding region runs from base 1 to 663 and encodes 220 amino acids. Gene Ontology annotation, molecular function: actin filament binding. Gene Ontology annotation, cellular component: focal adhesion. The record is from RefSeq and is a predicted model, not a curated record. The transcript has 3 exons. NCBI's taxonomy places the organism in Eukaryota, Filasterea, Ministeriida, Capsasporidae.